This is a messenger RNA of Hydra vulgaris (swiftwater hydra), 837 nucleotides long. RefSeq names its product vesicle-associated membrane protein 7. Gene Ontology annotation, cellular component: SNARE complex; membrane. Gene Ontology annotation, molecular function: SNAP receptor activity; SNARE binding. Gene Ontology annotation, biological process: vesicle fusion; exocytosis. The record is from RefSeq and is a predicted model, not a curated record. Lineage: Eukaryota; Metazoa; Cnidaria; Hydrozoa; Anthoathecata; Hydridae.
UCCUAAAAAUUAAAUAAAAUAGUAAAAAAUGUCAAUAUACUAUUCUCUUAUUUCACGUGGAGCUACUGUUCUUGUUGAUUAUGCUGAAUGUUCAGGAAAUUUUCGACAAAUUGCAUUUGCAGUUCUUCAAAAAACUGAAGUAGAUAAAAAUACAAUGUGUUCCUAUUCAUCAGAGCAAUAUCUGUUUCAUCUAAUAAUUGAUGAUGGUUUGAUAUAUUUAUGCAUGGCAGACAAAGAUAUGGGAAAGAUUGUACCUUAUAACUACCUUAAUGAGAUAAAAUCUCGUUUUAAAUCAGGAUCCCUUAAAGACAGAGCAUUGCAUUGUGGACCUUAUGAGUUAAAGAGAGACUUUGCUGCUGUUCUUGCUCAACAAUUAAAACGCUUCAAUAAAGGGGAAUACCAACUUGAUAAUAUAAAAAGUCUUCAAAACAAUGUAAAUGAAGUAAAUUCCAUUAUGACUCAAAAUAUAGAAAAAGUUGUAGAAAGAGGUGAACGCUUAGAUGUGCUUGUAGGAAAAACUGAUGAAUUAUCAAGAUCGUCAGAAUCAUUUGGUAUUGUAUCUCGUCGUUUAAGGAACAAGCAUUGGUGGCAAAAUAAGAAAAUGUGUAUUGUUUUCUCAUCGGUUGCAGUCAUUGUUAUAGUUAUUAUUGUAAUUAUUGUUCUUUUCGAAACAAAAGUAUUGCGAACAUAGCGCGGCAUUUUUUUAAAAAUUUGAUAAUGGCUGCUUGUUUUCUUCUCCAAGUUUCACUGUAACUUUGCGUUUUUGUUUUUUUUAAUUCUUAAGCGCUGUAUAAAUAAUUUUCUUGCGACAAAAAUGUAAAAAAAAUAUUUUGAAUU